GCAGAGCAGUCGAGAGCACGCGCUGGACCUGCUCGGCCUGGGGGCGAGGAUGUCGGCGCGCUUCCACGGCCGUUCGGGCUCGAGGCAGCGCUGGCUCUGUCCAAGAUCACGGUCCAUUAAGUUCUACGUAGUCCAUCUGUCAGUAACGAAUUCUUCUUCUUCGUCCACGAUGGCGGCGCUCCAGUGCAUCGUCAUUGUCGCUUCUUGGGUCGCCAGCCGCGCCGUGGUGCCCUCUACGACAGGCGCCGUGCACGGUGUGGCCGACGACCCCUCUGGGCUUCUCACCGUGCCGCUGAGGAAGCAGUACGUGCCCAUAGAAAAGAACGGCGCUGUCAUAGCGUACAAGACGUCGUACUUCGGCAACAUCUUAGUUGGCAUGCCAGAGCCUCAGGAAUUCACCGUGGUGUUCGACACUGGCUCCGCGCACCUCGUGCUUCCCUGCACCGGCUGCGAGAGCGAGACCUGCGCCAAGCACAGGCUGUACAACCGCUCCUUGUCGGGGACGAGCGUGGACAUCGAGCACGAUGGCAAGCUGGUCCCCGCAGGCACGGACAAGAGCCAGCGCGAACAGCUGGCGAUCACCUUCGGGACGGGCAAGGUCGUCGGCGAGUUCGCGGAGGACAGGGUGUGCCUGGGGCCGCGGGCGGAGGACUGCAGCACCAUGCGGGUGGUGCUCGCGAACGAGAUGUCGGCGGAGCCGUUUGGACUGUUCGCUUUCGACGGCGUGCUCGGACUCGGCCUCGACGCGCUGGCGCUGAAUCCCGAAUUCAGCUUCUUCGGGAGAAUGACGGGCCAGCAGCCGGCCAUGCUGCCGCAGUUCUCGGUCUUCCUCGCGCGGAACGACGAAAGCCUCAGCACCAUCUCGUUUGGCGGUCACCAGCCAGAGCGAGCAGCCUCGGAGUUGCGCUGGGCGCCCGUGGCCAUGCCAGAGUUGGGCUAUUGGCAGGUGGAGAUCAAGUCAGUGAGGAUCGGGGGCGAGGUCAUCGAGGACUGCGAGGCGGGCAAGUGCCGCGCGAUCUUGGACACCGGCACCUCGCUGCUGGGAGUGCCACGCCAAGUCUCCCGGCCGAUGCAGCGCCUGCUCGCCCGCACGCCGCCGCAAGACGCCAACGUGGAGGACAUGGACUGCCGCGACGUGCAGGGGAGCGAGAUCGAGUUCGACCUCGGCGAGCAGGUCGUCAGGGUCGGGGCGGAGGACUACUCGCGCCCGAGGCCCUUCAACAUCACCGCGGACACGCCUGAGGGCUGGCAGCUGUCGUGCCGUUCGCUGCUGCUGCCCCUGGACAUCGAGGCCCCGCUGGGCCCCCUGGUCUUCAUCUGGGGCGAGCCCGUGCUCCGGAAGUACAUGACCAUCUACGACUGGGGCGCCAAGCAGAUCGGCUUCGCGGACGCGGGCCUGCCGGCUGGCCCGGCGGAGCUCGACGCCGUCGGGCGGCCGCCCGCCGGAUCCCUGGCGGCCGGGGCGCCGCUGCUGUCCAGGCCGGCGUCGCAGCCAGUGGUCGUGGAGGCACAGCGCGAGGGGUCCGUGUUCGUGGCGUGAACCCAGGCCGUUCCGGUGCUCGCAGGGCGUUUUUGCCGCAAGUGCCUUCGGAUCGCCCAGGGUGCGCAAGAGGCGACGCGCUGCGUGAGGGGCAGAGGUGCGGGCUUCUUCACGGGGCCACAGUCGAGCGGCCAUGUUCUCGGGAGCGAGGCGGCGUCCCUCCCUGCGAGGUGCAGCGGGGAGGGGAUGAGCGAUCCCUGGAGGGGGCCGCCGACGCCACCUUUCUUCCUCCGCCGGCCGGGCUUAUGUGAUCAGGCUGGGUCGUCAGGAAAGUGGCUUCUCCUCUUCCUCCUCCGCCUGCUGCUGCUCCUCUUCCUGCUCCUGCUCCGCGUCCUCCUCCUUCUUCUUGGGCCCACACGGGUUUCCGCCCCACGCGUCACGUGCCAGGUGAUCGAGACUUGAGCUCGGUGGGAGCAGAGGCCAUAGGGCGCGCCCUGGGUGGAAAUCAAAUUGGCACGACUCGCUCGGGC
Molecule: messenger RNA, 2010 nt
Organism: Prorocentrum cordatum
Lineage: Eukaryota; Dinophyceae; Prorocentrales; Prorocentraceae
Source: the annotation of a GenBank genome assembly